UCAAUAGGGCUUAGUCAGUCCCGGUUUAGCAAUGGCUGCGUUCUACAUCCGCUGUCUCCAGGAUCUCCCUAAGAUUAACGUUACCGAUGUGCAUCGUAUUUGCAAAAAAUCAACCACAGCUCCAUCCAGCAAGCUGGGGAAAGGCUUUAAAUUAUACGCAGCCUCAUAUAUACACGGUUAUGAAGGUUGGACUCCGGGAUGCUUCACCUGUGGUGCUCACACAAAGCAAGUGUUCAUGUGUGGCAGGCACUGCUUUGUGCAAUCACACGGUUGCCUAACUCUUUCAAAGUGCUAAUUUUUCCCAGCUUAAUUUAUCUGUUGUACCCCCUGUGCUUAGCUGCACUGAAAGAGAACAAUCCUGGCAUAAACCACGAACAAUGGGUGUAAAACCAGGCCCUAUCAAUGCCAUGGUCAUCACAAAACCAGUAGCAAAUCGUACUACACAAGGUGGAGUGAGAAGUGGACUCUAUAGAGGGAUGGUGGGCCUUUUACCAGAUCCAUGCAUGUUUAGAGUUGAGGAGGCAUACGCAGAAUUCAACCUUGAGGACAAGCAACUUGUUACCACCAUGAACAUGUCACCUGACAAGCCACUUAUAGAAAGUGCAUUCGGGUUGGUCCAGGAAGGAAGCGUGUUGUCCUACCAGCAGCCUGUCUUAACAUCACGGUACAUCACACUACAUGAUGCCCCAUCAACUCCACCUUUGCCUCUUGAAGGACAUCAUCUUGCUCCAUCUAAAUGCAUGUUUGUUUGCACCGGGGAGGAGCUCUUACACCUUCAAAGUCUAAACACACCAUUAGAUAUGGCUAAGAAAAUUGAAGAGGCAACACGCGAGCAAAGCUCUUGUCCUGACUGGCAUCAGCUUCACAGAUCAAGAGUAACAGCUUCCAGGUUUCGGGAGAUAAGUCACGUCAGAGGCCUGGGCUCUGCAGAGUCCCUCGCAGAGCGAAUCAUCAGAGGAAGCCGACAGACGGCAGAGAUGAGAAGAGUGCUGAAAUGGAGUCGGAGGUAACCGUGGAAUACAGCAAACUGAAAAAUGUUAACUACUCACCCUGUGGUUUAAUCAUCCAUCCAAAUGCUCCCUGGCUUGGUGCAUCCCCUGAUGGUGUGGUCUUUGAUCCAACUGACAGUCCUCAAUUUGGACUUGUUGAAAUUAAAUGUCCUAAUGUCUGCAAAUAUAUGCAAAUGGACAAUGGGUUUCUCACCCUAAAAAAGGGCCAUGCAUACUAUUACCAAGUGCAGGGACAGCUACUGGUCUCAGGAAUGCAGUGGUGUGAUUUCAUGCUGUGGGCCCAGGAGGAUUAUUUUGUCCAGCGUAUCUACAGUGACACUUCAGUGCACAAAUUUAUUAGAGAGAAGGUGGAUUAUUUUUACUUUUACACAUACAUGCCUAAAUACUUGUCAAUGAAACAGUAACUGAAAUUAAAGAAAGAGAAAUUACAUCUGUAAAACAACACUCAAACCUGUUAAUAAAUGUUUAUUUGUAUGA
This is a messenger RNA of Carassius auratus (goldfish), 1487 nucleotides long. RefSeq lists its product as uncharacterized. Bases 378 to 1010 code for a protein of 210 amino acids. The record is from RefSeq and is a predicted model, not a curated record. The transcript is spliced from 4 exons. Lineage: Eukaryota; Metazoa; Chordata; Actinopteri; Cypriniformes; Cyprinidae.